CUCUCUCUCUCUCUCCGUGUGUCUCUCCAGCAUCGGUCGGGAUGUCUGCGGCGCUGAACGGGACCCUGGCGAACGGGCAGCCCGAGAGGGAGGCGGCCCCGCCCCUGCCCUUGCCCCGCCCCCUCCGCAGCCUCCAGGUCCGCUUCACUCAGAUAUUCAUUAACAACGAGUGGCAUGAGUCGAAGAGCGGGAAGAAAUUCCCCACCUUCAACCCUUCAAAGGGAGAGAAGAUCUGUGAUAUCGAAGAGGGGGACAAGCCUGAUGUGGAUAAGGCCGUGGAGGCAGCAAAGGCGGCUUUCCAAAGAGGAUCCCCGUGGAGGCAAACGGACGCUGUGAGCCGAGGAAGGCUUCUCAACAAACUGGCUGAUCUCAUUGAGCGAGACCGCGUGCUGCUCGCUACUCUUGAGACCAUGGACACAGGGAAGCCAUUUCUCCAAGCUUUCUUCAUUGACUUAGAAGGCUGCAUCAAGACGCUGAGAUACUACGCCGGGUGGGCUGACAAAAUCCAAGGAAAGACCAUUCCAGUGGACGACAAUUAUGUCUGUUUUACCAGGCAUGAGCCGGUAGGAGUUUGCGGGGCCAUCACACCUGUGACAUUUUUCUUGCCUCCUUCUGGCAACCUGGCAUGGCUCCUUGCAGUGAGCAAUGAUACACUUGGAAGCCUUCGUACACCCAAAGCCCAAAGGAACGACCGCCUCAACUUGCCUUCUUCCCAUAACAACAUGAGAUGGUGCUGCUAA
Anolis sagrei ordinatus is the source of this 740-nucleotide messenger RNA. NCBI's taxonomy places the organism in Eukaryota, Metazoa, Chordata, Lepidosauria, Squamata, Anolidae. The record is from RefSeq and is a predicted model, not a curated record.